Messenger RNA from Vicia faba (fava bean), 606 nucleotides. Lineage: Eukaryota; Viridiplantae; Streptophyta; Magnoliopsida; Fabales; Fabaceae. The record is from the annotation of a GenBank genome assembly.
AUGUUAUAUAGAGGGAAGCGGUGCCAUCAAAUCGUGAGUAAUGGCAGUGAAACCAAAAAGGUAAGGUCUUGCAGAGCCUCAAUUGGAAUCAUAGGGUGGGCGGUCUGCGCGUAUCAGGAUAUGGAAUCGAUAAAGUCUUCAUCUUCCGGAAUUCCGGGCUUAGGUCCCCGCGCAGGGGUGAUCCUUCUCAGACCUUUCUCCGGAGACCGUAAUAAAGAGUCUUUGCUUACUUACAUUAUAAACGCGCUUCACUCUAAAGAGUUAAGUAAUGAAUCCUAUUUUCCCGAGCUUGCCUGGCUGGAAACGCCCAACGACUACAUAUCCAUCUGGAUGGCAGUGAAGAAGCAUAAUAGCCUUCUCCAUAAGUCUAACUAUAACCAUUGGUUCAAUGUAAUUAGGAUCACCUUAUAUCUUUGGACUUCUUAUCUACAUCACCUGAGACUUGGGGUUCUUCUUCAACUGUCUCAGAAACCUAACAUUUCUCUGUCAAGGAUGAGGAGCCAUCACUCUGACUGCCAGAACAGAACAAGGACCUUCUCUGAUGACGCAACCUUCAAGAAGGGAAUUCAGAAUCAUAAGACGACUUUGCAACAAAGAGAAAAAUAG